GAUCAGCUGAUGAGUGUCAAUUUUAAUUGAGAUUUUGUCUCAUCUCUACUUUCAUUUAAUUAAUUAUUCUGUGAUUGUUUUUUAAUUAUUUUGUAUUUUAUUUUGUUUAUUCGUUGAACCACCGGGUACACGAACUCUUGCAAUAUCUGUAACCUUAAAGAUAGAAGAUAUAAUUUAACGGAAGCUUCGAUGGCCAAUGAAACCGGUGAUGUAGACCAAGUGAACAUGCAAUCAGAAGUAAUUCUCAGUGAUUCUGGUGGAAUAGAAGUUGAAGAUUAUGGUGGUGCUGGUGAAAAAAGUGGUGAUACCAACAAGGGAAGUGGUGAUGAUGGUGUCGCUGGAGAUGAUGCCAAUUAUGAUAAUGAAUUGAAAACAGAAGAAAACCUUGAGACAGAGAAAGAUUUAUCUUAUGAGACAAGUGAAAUGGAGACUGAUUUAAGCAAGGACGAUGGAAUAGAAAACGAAACCAUGGAAUUACCAAGAGAAAUUACUCAAUUUACUGAUGAAAAAAGAAACAAUAGUAUCCCUGGUAUUGAAAAUUCAAAGCCUGAUAAUGAUUCUAUUCCCAAUAUCGUAGAAACGGUUACUAUUGACAAGUCAUCUUAUGAAAAAUUAAUCUCAGAACAGAAAAGGUUAACCGAUGAACUGAAAAGAUUAAAAGAACGCCUAAUUACUGUUGAAGAUGAUUAUACAAGUGAAAUAUUGGAACUUGAAGAUCGAGAAUCAAAAGCCAGGAACGAAUUGAAUCAAGCUCUUGAAACUAUCGGACAAUUGAAAAAUUGUAUCAGAGAAGUUGAUCAACCAACCAAUUGGUCUGAACGAAUGGAACAGUUAAAAUCUGAACGAGAUGCAGCUCUAGAUGAUGUCUCCAAAUUAGAUGACAAGGUCCAUCGGUUAACAGCAUCGGUUACAAAUUUACAGCUCGUAAUUGAACAGAUACAAAAAGAGAAUGAAAAAAAAGUCUCUUCUUUAACCAGGCAACAUCUCGCAGCCCUAGAGUCAGAGCGAAUGAUACAAAAUGAUUUACGACAGGAAGUUGAGAUGUAUGAAAAAAAGUCUAUGGAAUCAGCUCAAGCUCUUGAAGCUGCAACAAGAUUGACAGAAAAUAUCGACAAAAAGGAGGAAAUUAUUCAAAACUUGAAACAAGAACUUUGCGACAAAGAGAAACAAAUAUCUAACCUUGAGGUGGACAAAGCUAAUUUGAAAGCCAGUUUUGAAGGAAAGGUUGACAAGCAGGUCAUUAAAAACCUGAUCCUAGGCUAUUUUGGUACACCCAAUGAUAAAAAGCAUGAAGUUGAACGUUUAUUGGCCCGAGUGUUAGAUUUUAAUGAACAGGAAAUGAUCCGUGCAGGUCUAUCCUUUGGACGUCCAACGACGGUAACAUCAGCGGGAUCCAUUCUAUUAGCGCCUUUACAAACUUCUACUACAACUACUACUUCAUCAACUGGUUAUCAUCAUCAUUCAUCAUCUUCUUCAAUAGAUGUUUCAUCAACUUCCUCAUACACCAAUGAACCCACCACAGGUACCUCUGGAUCUUUAUCUAAAAUGUUUGUUGAAUUUUUGGAAGCUGAAUCUCGGCCCAAAGGUAAACCAAUCAAUGUCCACCCAACAUCAUCUCUCACCCGUGAACUUGCUCGUGAUUUAACCAAAGCUGCUCUUACACCUCACAAUAAACCUCAUCUACUCCUGGAACCAACGAUAACCAUGGGAACAUCCAAGGUAUCCCCUGUUCCAAAUGUAUCAACAUCCUCUUCAUUAUUUUCAUCAAAUACUCUUGGGCUGCAACAAUCACAAUCACAACCACAACAAUCAAUUGGAAAUCAUAUCUCACAAUCAAACAUUAGACCAUCAGCAAAUCCGUUGAUUGUUUCAACAUCCUCACAAUUAGCAGCAAAUAAAAUAUCAUUACCAUUUUCUGGUAAUCUAAAUAGUAAUCCUAUUAGGCCGAUAACAAUUAACUCCAGUAACAAUAUAAUUACAGAAAUUGAUUCAUCAAUCACAUCAAUUGGAUCAAUGUCAACACCACAUCAACAACAACAACAACAACAACAACAUCAAAAGUCAUCAUCUUUAUCAUCAAUAUCAUCUUCCUCUUCAUCAUCUUCAUUAAUACUAUCAAAUCCAAUGCCAAGCUUCACAAACACAAUUAAACCAAUUACCUUUGAUGCCAAUAACCACACCCAUCAACCACCGUUACAACAAUUAUCUUCGUCAUCUCUAACGACAAUUAACCCAACGAUAACAUCUACAACUAAAUUAACACCACAAUCAAGUAUCGCACAACAACACCAACACCAACAAUCUUCACUCUCAUCUCAUUCUCUCUUGUCUGAAGCUAAUACUUCAAAUUUAAGACCAUCUCAUUCAUCCUCAUCUUUGAUAACAUCUUAUUUACCAUCAUCUUCCCUGACACCAUCAACAUCCAAUACAAUCUCAUCACUUGCUCCAACAUCUUCACUACUUCUCCCAGCACCAAGUUCAGAUUACAAUUCAAUUCUAUCAAAUUCACACCUCAAGGUGAAAAAAUGAUAAUAAAACAAAAAAUAAUAAUUCGUUAGUCAGUCAACACAAUGGUAAUAGAAAGACAAAGAGAAUGGAAGAAAAAAAAUAGACAAGCAACAUAAAAAAGAAAACAAUAAAAAAACUCUAAUCAUCUUCAUCUAACAUCAAUUUAUGAGAAAACCAUGAAGAGGGAACAGGAAGAAGGAGAUGGAAUGAUGAAUAAGUAGCAAGUGAUAAAGAAGAUGAUAAAAACUCAGGGAGAGAGAGAGAGAGAGAAACAAAAGAAAAUGAAAUAGUGAGAAAGUUAAUAGAGAACAUGAAAUGUUAAUCAAUUGAUUGUGAUUAGAAAGCAAUAAAUGUAUUUUAUUAAUCACCUAAUAUUUUUAUUUCUCAUUCAUUGGUGAACAAAUUAAAUCGUUAAUUGUCCAAAAUUGUGAUUUAAUGAAUUGUUCUGGUAAAGGAUUAGUAAUGAUGGAGAGAAAAUCAUUAAAAGAUCAUUUUUAAUUCUUUAAA
Messenger RNA from Panonychus citri (citrus red mite), 3015 nucleotides. Its product is annotated as thyroid receptor-interacting protein 11-like. Gene Ontology annotation, cellular component: Golgi apparatus. Lineage: Eukaryota; Metazoa; Arthropoda; Arachnida; Trombidiformes; Tetranychidae. Gene Ontology annotation, molecular function: small GTPase binding. The record is from RefSeq and is a predicted model, not a curated record. The transcript has 4 exons. Bases 190 to 2529 code for a protein of 779 amino acids. Gene Ontology annotation, biological process: endoplasmic reticulum to Golgi vesicle-mediated transport; Golgi organization.